Molecule: messenger RNA, 1281 nt
Organism: Suillus subalutaceus
Lineage: Eukaryota; Fungi; Basidiomycota; Agaricomycetes; Boletales; Suillaceae
Exons: 11
Coding region: 241-1035 (264 amino acids)
Source: RefSeq, a predicted model, not a curated record
GCGAUGCAAGUGCUGGAUUGUGGUAUAUCAAGCACGAAUGCGAUCAUUAUACAUCCACCAAAUCCCCCCGCUCACUCGCUCCAUCCUCUAAUAGUAUGACCCUAGUCUCGAAUGAUCCCAGUUGGUGGCCACUCAUCAAUGGGAAUGUUAUUUUCAGCUAUUUUGCAGUUGCCGCCUCUGUUGGGGUGAUGUACGAUUGGGGUGAGCAAGACCAAGUAUAAAAGAACAACGGAUAUCCUUAUGGCAUUCUCAGUGCUUACGUUUGGACGAGAGGUUGAACUGAUCUGGAGGCAACGCUGGUCCUUGAUGACCUUUCUCUACCUCAGUGUGCGCUAUGUUGGAAUAGGAUGUGCUGUGAUGACCAUGUUAGGCGAUGUUCCAACAAUUUCGAUGACAGAUGCAGUGAGCCUAAUCAUAAACGACGGACUUAAUUGGAUGGAUGACGUUGUAAAUGUAAUACUUGGCGUCAUCAUGAUCACUCGGUUACAUGCCAUGUAUCAGCGAUCAAGAAAGGUGCUGAUAUUUCUCAUUGUCAUCUUCCUGGCGAUCAGAAUCGUCAACGCAGUGUUCAUCGCAAUAUUGACGAUGCAUAUUUCAGUGGAGGAAUUCGUUCUCUCUGGCACCUAUCAGUGCAUGUUUAGCUACACGGGGGAUUUCCUACUUCUUAGUUCCAUGACUUGGAUACUUGACACUGUAUGGGAGGUCAUUGCACUGUGUCUCGCAGUUUGGAUUGCUGUAAAGCACUUCCGUGAACUGCGACAAAACUCAACAAGAGGUAUUAUCGAUGACUGUUUCACGGUACUAAUGAAAACUCAUGUGAGUUACUUUGCGUGUAUUUUGGCAAUCUCUUGCUUCCAGAUCGGUUUGAUCUCUUCAACGCUCUCAGUGGUAUGUCGAGCUGUCACCGACUUCUACAUGCAUGCGAACAUCAUUCAUCAUUUCUAUAGGACUCAUAUUCCCUGGUCUAUCAGCUUUAUGGUGGUUUCGUUGAGAUAUUCGAGUUUGUGGGAUUGUUUGUGCUGGGACCACGCCUGAUCCUCGGUGUUCGAGAAUAUCAUGCUGAGCUCGUGGCCAACUCUGAUACGGCAACCGCUAUGACUUCAAUUGCUUUUCAGGAGCGCGUCCACGUGUCAACUGGCAGUAGUGUGUAGCGCAGGAGAUGCUCGAUGUGAUUGAUUUGCGAUGGGGGGUAGCGUGCAGGGAGUGGGAGAAUUUGUUUUUAUUUAUUCCGGGUUUUGUUGUGGUACUUAUUUAUGUACGAGUCGUAUCUUGAUAAAAGUC